AUGUCUCCUUAUGAAAAGGUCCCCUCUAAACCUCAAUCGCCCGUGGCAUUCACCGCCGGCGACGAAGAAGCCUCUGUUGGCACCCAAGGCUGGUACCUGAAGUCUAAGGUCUACACUCUUCCAGAGCACACUUGGGAUUCGAUCUCAGAAAAGCGUCAAACUAGAAAAAGUGAUUUGAAGAAUUUGGCCAUUGCAGGUUUUGUUGCUACGGCUUUAGCCCUCCUCUCAAUAUGGGGAGCCAUGUUCUUCCAUGGGCUAGUCAAUCAGUAUUAUUCUAGGCUUGACACCGAGUUGGUGAAUGUCUACAACGAUGUGGAAUUGGCCUCUCGCUGUUUCCAGUUUGGUUUUAUCGGUAUUCCAUGUUCUGAUGAGCCGGAGCAAGCCAGCGCCGUUGAAGAUACCAGUGAAUGUGUUGGUAGUUGUCGUGAAUUCUGUUGCAGUAUCCAAACUAAAUGCCUCAGGUUUGGCUCUUUUGUUUUAGACGCCCUCAGAGCUUGUAAAGUGAAUGGCUCUAGCUGUGAGUCUACAGAAGAGCUCUUAAACGUUUUAAAAACAGCAGAAACAGGUUAUUGGGUGGAAAAAGUCAGCGAGGGACAUCUAUUCAACUUGCACAGUGUCAUAGAUUUCAGUGAAUUCUUGCGGUUGAUAUUUUUCCUUCUUGCAGUAUAUUUUACCGUCUCCUGCUAUAUGGUCUUUGUCAAUUACAAGGUUCAGCAAGCAAGGCACCAGUUGUUGUGCAAACAAGAAGACGAGGGAAGUGAAAAGUCCUUGGCUUAUUGGCGCAAGUCUUGA
This is a messenger RNA of Candidozyma haemuli, 792 nucleotides long. RefSeq lists its product as uncharacterized. NCBI's taxonomy places the organism in Eukaryota, Fungi, Ascomycota, Pichiomycetes, Serinales, Metschnikowiaceae. The transcript has a single exon. The record is from RefSeq and is a predicted model, not a curated record. The coding region runs from base 1 to 792 and encodes 263 amino acids.